CUGACUGUGUGUUCUAGGGGAUAAAUAUUACUAAUAGUAUGUCUUGACCAACCGUGAUUUGAAACCUAAGCAUCUGUGAAUUGGAAUUACAACGACAAAGACCGCAAAUAUGUUUCUCUUGGACCACGACACCCUCUGCAACCUUCUCUACAACAUCCCAUACUCUCCCAGACCACGAGUGGGAAUCGGACGCAUGCGCUAAAGAGGAAAAAAAUCCAUCAGAAAGAAAACUACACCGCCCAGAAUCCCUCCCAUUACUUCCCCGUUCCCACUUCCUGUCCCUUAGGCUGAGGAGAUCAUGGAUAGUCCCCCUAAACUGGCUGGAGAGACGCUGAUCGUGCACCACAUCCCUCUGGUCCACUGCCAGGUGUCGGGCUCACGCCAGCGCUGCAGCCCGCUGAAACGGAGCAACCCGUUCAGCUGCCCGGAGAACCUGGGCCUCAGCAGAACCACCUCCCUUCCCGAGCGCGACGUCCUGCAGAGAGAGGCGCUGCUUUACAGCAGCCUGAUCCAAACCGCCAGCGCCAAGGACGACUACGAGGAAGGAGGAGGACGAGGAGGGAAAGGGGGAAGCACGGGGGCCAGCGACACCUCGUCGUUAACGUCCAGCAAUUCCGAAGAGCCGCCUCUGGCCAGGUGCGGAAAACGCCAGGAGCGCCCUCGCUCGCUCCGACACAAUCCUUUCCUGCUCAACAGCAAUGAAGAUCAAGGUGACGAAGAGGAGGAUGAGGAUGAUGAUGGCGAUAACCUGAACGGCUACCUGGAAGAUUCGUCCUUCCACCUCCACGGUAUCGAGGAUCCGAACGCGGGUCUCGGGGAGGAACGGGUCCUGGGCUCGUUUCAUCUGCACGAGUUUGGUUUGAGCUUGGACCCGGAGCCUUUUCUUCUGCACGGGACUCUGGACAAACCCUGGAGCUCCGCCGCCAGCGGCCACCCGGGGGCGCCAGACGGCCAAGACAGAAACAAGGGAGGGACUUUCGACUUCUCCGCCCGUCUGGAGCUGCUGGGAUUGGACGGAGGCCAGCGUCGCCAUGGUAGCAGCGGUUCCACUCUGUCCAUGGACUGCGGAGAGCAGGAAUGGGGCGACGAGGACGAGGAUGAGGAGGGUGACGAUCACGGGCGGGGAAGUCGUGCGGGGAGCUCCGACUGCUCCAGCUCUGCCGUGGCGCCUCACUGUUCGUGUUGCGGCCUCUCCCAGCCGUACUCCGAAACGUUCUCGGAGCCGUUUUCCGAGAACCAGCUGGGUUACGGGAGCGACUCUUCCUGCAACAGCUCCGACGGCGUGUUGGUCAACUUCAGCACCAUCUACAACAAGAUGAACAACCUGGUUCCCGCCAAGCCACCGCCAAUCAACCUCAACAGCUCCGCCCAGCACUCUUGCUCCUCCUCCUUGUCCGAGCCCCACAAUGCAGGGUCGGGCUUAACUGAGACGAGUGGGGGCGGGGCUUUUUACUUGGACCUCCACACCUCACCCACCGAACCCCCACCUCAGCCUGUCCCCACUACCCGGGAAACCACAAACUCCACUUCCUCCUGUGGAUGCCCCGCCCAGUCGCAGGGGACAGUGGAAGUCGAUGCUAACUGCAACUCCUACCACAACCACCUGACCAAUGAGGAUGCCUCCGCCAACAACGACCUCACUUCCUGCUUGCAGAGUCAGGCUCGGCUGGUGGUGGCAACGCAGAAUUACUACAAACUGGUCACCUGUGACCUUUCGUCCCAGUCCUCUCCCAGUCCAGCUGGAUCUUCAGUCACCAGCAGCUCGGAUGAACCCAGUAAAGGAAGCCCAACCCAGCCCACUGAAUAUUACCUCUUCGGAAGACCCGCUGGGGAAGAGGAAGAGGAAGAGGAGGAAGAGGGAGAGAACACUGAGCUGUCUCAGCAGAAUGACGAGAAGUCGACCCAUUCGGACCCUGUCCCAAAUGUCAUAGAGGGGCAAGUGUACGUCAACGUCUCCCCUCCCGUGUCAAACCGCGGGAUGGGCGGAGCCACGGGCGGGCGACAGCGUUCCCGGAGCUAUGACCGUCACCUGGAUAAGUCUCCGCCCCCUCGCUUGGGUUCCCUGGAGCGCAUGCUCAGCUGCCCUGUGCGUCUUAGCGAGGGUGCCGCCCCCUGCCCGCCCCCUCCGCCCCGUGUCACCUCCUUUGCGGAGAUAGCGAGGAAUAAGAGGAGAGGAGGAGUAGGAGGUGCCACAGGUGGGUCGCCCUCCCUCAAGGCCAGCAUGGAGGGGUCCUCCAUCCAUUCCCAAUCCUCUGGAGAGUUCUCCCCCAUUCCGGAGGUGCUGCUGCCCAGAGAAAGUCAUAGUUUACCGCCGCUGACCCGAUGCUACAGUCAGGGGAGUUGUGAUCAGACCUUACCACUCCGAGACUGCAUGGGGGCAGUUGGAAAGGAAGCACGUACCAAAGCAGAAGGUGGUCUGACUUCUUCCUCACCUGGAGUCGUGAGAUACAGUAAAGACCAGCGUCCAACUACGUUACCCAUACAGCCUUUCACCUUUCAGCACCAGUUUGGGAAAUCUCAACCCAAACCUCUGCUCCCACUACUGAACGACUACAUCAGUCACAUGCAGGGUCGUGGGGGGGCUGCGCCCAAGGAGGACGAGGAUGAACCCCCCAGCGACGUCCUCCGGCGAGCUGUGGAUGCCCCCUCAGCUGCCAGACCCUCUCCGCUAGGAAGCUAUUCCCCCGUUCGGAUCCAGGGCGGGGCUCCUAGUUCUGGAACGUGCUCCACCUGCACCCCCAGCCCUGACCGGGCCCCUGGAGGCCCUCGGCCCCCUCGGAGCCUCUCUUGUCCUGUCUCGGCCGGCCUUCUGCCCCAGCGCACGCCCACAAAGGCGGAGCAUCAGCCAAAGUCACGCCCGCUCCCUCCAACUCCUCCCCCGGCCCCUCUGUCGACAAGGAGCCCGCUGGUCCAGCCCACGGCCAGGCAGGCAGGGCUUUGUUUCCACGGAGAUGGCUUGGCACCCUUGCCAACGUUACCCGCCACCGGACUCGGAGCCACACUCGGACACCUGGAGCCCGUCCGACAUCAGGCAGGCAAGACGGGCGUGACCACAUGCAUGGCACAGCGCCAAACGAAUGGUCAACUCCAGCAAUAUUACAGCGACUUCUUGCCAGAUUACUUCUCACAGACAGAGCGCCCUCCAGAGGAAUUCUGCCUCUCCCCAGACGCCUCCUCAGACGAGUCUAUCUCUAUAGACCUGCUGCAGAAGAGAGGUUUGGUAAAGUCUAUAAACACUGCAGUGGACCUGAUUGUAGCUCAUUUUGGGACCAGUCGAGAUGCUGGAGUGAAGGCUAAACUGGGCAACAGCUCGGUCAGUCCUAACGUAGGUCAUCUCAUUCUGAAGUACUUGUGUCCAGCCAUCCGGGAGCUGCUGCAGGACGGACUGCGUCCAUAUGUCUUAGACCUGAUCAUCGGCCAGAGACGCAACCAGCCAUGGAGUAUCGUAGAGGCCUCUACGCAGCUGGGACCCUCAACACGUGUGCUACACUCUCUGUUCACCAAAGUCUGCCAGUACUCCGAGCUGACCAAUCACAGCAUGCGACUCAAUGCUUUCAUCUUCGGCUUGCUGAACCUGAGGUCUUUGGAGUUUUGGUUUAAUCACAUUUACACACAUGACGACAUCAUAGCAGCACACUACCAUCCGUGGGGUUUCCUCCCACUGUCGCAGGGGCCAUGCCAGCCGCUGUUCGAGGAGCUGCUACUCCUCCUCCAGCCGCUGUCUUUGCUACCCUUUGACCUUGACCUCCUGUUUGAGCCACACCUCCUUCAGAAAGGGCGGGAUCACCUCAGACGAAAGGAGCAGCUCUGCUCUGCCGGACAGGGCCUCGACCAAUCAGCACGCUCCACUUUCCAGCUGAUGAGAGGCUGGGUGGAGUCCAGGAGAGAGGGGGCGGGGUCUUCGAGUGAAGCAGGGGAGAUGCAAACGCAAAGGUUCUCACUUAUGCGAGAAGGAGCAGUAUCUGGUAUGGAGAGGGCGGAGUCAAAGAGAGGUACGGUCGAGCAGAGGAGAGAAGGGGCGGGCAGCGAAUCAGUGACAAACCGGGUGUGGCCAGGUUCAGACUCGUGCAGUUUGGCGGCAGGCGGAAUGGAAGGAGUUCGAAUGAGUGCAGAAAGGGUGAAGGGUGUUGGUGGGGAGUGUCAGAGAGAGGGACAGGAGGAUGGAGAGAGAGAGAGAAAAAGCGAAACACGAGACUCCACCACUCAGGCACUGGGCGGAGCCAAACAGAAGAACAAGCAGGCGGGUUGGUGGUACCAGCUCAUGCAAAGUUCUCAGGUUUACAUCGACAAUUCCUCCGAAGGAUCCAGAUUCGUCAAAUGGGAGAAAAGGAAGAAAUCGGGCACGGAGGGGCGGAGACAGGCCUACCCGCCCCUCAGGGAGGGAGUCGUGGAAGGAGCAGAGGCGACCCAGGAGGUGGAGGAGCAAUUUCAAAACACUGCCAUCAGCAGCAACACCAAAUGUGGUAACGGCUACGAACCUUCAGCCCACACGGGAAGCGCCAACCCUGCCAAAGUCCGUCCGUCUUGGAUGGGCAGCCCGCCGGAAUCAGUGCUCAACGAACUGAAAAAGAGUGAAGAGAGGGUACCGGAAACUCAGGGGGCUGACCAGGGUGGGCCGCAGCCCGCGACUGCGGGAGACGCGUCCGCACAGGGUAUGCGCUGGGGCAGGUUGUUUGGAGCUGUCCCUUCCGCCAAGACAGAGAAAACCGAACAGAAACCAAACCGAAGUCAAAAGAGCAGGCUUCCAUCGGGAUGGCUGAGUCUAGACACAUCAGUUUUGGACUUUGUGGUUCAGACAGUCGGAGCUGGGAGGCGAUUGGAUCGUUCCCAGACCAAUGAGAGCCCAGAGCCUUCUCCUGCCCAGGAAGCACAACCGAUCGUCGCCCAGCAACAAGCCCCAUGUGAGGUACAGGCUCUUUGUCAUCACAUAGCCUCUGAGCCAGGACACUUGAGCUUCCAGAAGGGCGACAUACUUCGCGUCCUUGGCAGAGCCGACGCGGAUUGGCUGAGGUGUUCCCUGGGGGAUCGGGAGGGCCUUGUUCCAAUCAUCUACGUCACACUUAACGAGGAGAACCAGGGCUCCCAGGAGUCACACUAAACCCUGGACCUCCUGUCUUUGUAUGGACAAUUAAGACUGGACCUGCUUUAAUGUCAGGCCACUGGAUGGUAGUUCACACGCUAAACAGGAACAUUUUUGGACAGUGGUUUCUAUCGCAACUUCGUAAGACAUAGGAACCCACUCGCAUGCAGACCUACACAGACACGCACACAUUCUCAGAUACACACUGAAAACAACCUGAAUAUUGCGCAGAACUGACAACUCUCAGAGGAUUCAAACGCAUUCCGAUGCUCUGUCCAUCUGUCCUGUCUGCACAGCGCUUCUACUUUUGUCCGGCACUGGGAGGAAAGGAUUUGGUCAUCUUUCAGGGCCCCCAAAGGGUCCAUGGAAAUUACCAUUUGGUUUUUCACUACACUUCGCACCGCUUUUGUCGUGAAGAGUUGCUGACUAAGCACUGUUGCUUGUUUUUUUGUUUUAGUUUUUGUUCUGUUUUGUUUUGUUUUUUUUUCGUCUGUGCUUUGCUUCUGUGAUAACACUUAGUCUUGCUCAAUUUGGGUUUGAGACGGCAAGACACGUUUAGAUGUCAACCGUGGAUUGAGCAAGAGAAGAAUCAAGGCAUUAGCUAUCUUAACUAGAAAUCAGAUAAGGGAAUACAUUUGUCUUUCAGGGUGCUUUACACAGAUUUGGAAUUCCUCUGUGUAGCUAAUAGCCUCACUUUGACUCCUGGGUUCCCAAAACUUUUAGCUAUAUCUUAUGAUUUACAGUGCCAUAAUUGAUAAACAGUAAUCCCAAACAUCUGCCGGCGUUAGCUGCAUGCUAAUAACAACACUGAUCUCAUUCAAAGAAACAUCAAAAAACAAGGACUUGUUCAAGAAACCCGUUAAAAUAUGGUUCAUAGUCAUUCUUAAGAAACGGCUGAAAAAGACAUUCAGGAGUUUCAAGGUUGUUUCCGGAUGUUCAGCCAAGCUAAUAUUGAAUGACAGCUAUGCCAGCUAUCAGCAGUUGUUGCUAAAUGCUUCUCAAAGAUUAUUCCAUUUUGUUUUAGGAGAGUUAAAUCACUAACGUAACAACACCGUAGCAAUGAGUGUUAAGAAAGAAUUCUUCCCCUCAUUGUGUUUUCCCCCUGUAUCUAAGCCACACACCAACUUUUUAAAUUGCUAGCUGGUAUUAGCAAAUGUUAGCCAAUGUUUGUCUCACUGAGUGCAUUUCUGGUUUUUAGUCAUUUCGGCUGAAUGGACAUUUGUGGACUUUUCACACUUUGACUUUUGUGAUUAUGGUUUAUUUUUGAAUGAAAAAAGACAACUAGCAAACUAACUAACAAACAGAAUCUUAGCUGCCUUAUAAUAACACCACUAGUCUCCAUAGUGACUUGUACCUGUCUCCAUGACCACCACUAUUCUAAACAUAGUGGCCAGUCAUUAAUACAUUACAAUACAGUGAAGAUGAAGAAGACAGAGAUUACGGUCUUUCUGGACAGACAUACCACCUCAGAUGGAUCUUUGAUGAAGGACAGACAAACAAACCAAUGAAAUCCCUUACUCUACUGCUUGCCCUACCCCAUUUCACAUACAGCCCUCUCACUGGAGAGUGCAUGAGGCAGGGGCAAUACUUAUUCAUUGCACAUCCAAUAGUGACCUGAUAGCCAAUUGCGUGUCCCUAAUAACUGAUAUAUAUGUCAUAACCUUUCAGGUACUCUCCCAUACUCUUCUUAAUGUCCCUCAACAGGAGGCUCAAGAAGGGACAACAAUGCUGUCAAAACCAAGUAGCCAAUGUGGAGUCAUGUGCUUCUGUAAUACACUGGGCUCUGUUUAUGCAUCUGCUGUUGAAGUAACGUUAAUUUAACCGAAUGAUUUUUGGAAGUUGUUGAGACCCAUCUAAUAUGGGUGAGUUUUUUGUGAGGAUGUAGAUUGACGGGUGGAUGGACUCAUGAAUGAACGGAUGGAUGGA
Molecule: messenger RNA, 7006 nt
Organism: Chanos chanos (milkfish)
Lineage: Eukaryota; Metazoa; Chordata; Actinopteri; Gonorynchiformes; Chanidae
Gene: rusc2
Product: RUN and SH3 domain containing 2
Exons: 12
Coding region: 299-5098 (1599 amino acids)
Cellular component (GO): cytoplasmic vesicle
Molecular function (GO): protein binding
Source: RefSeq, a predicted model, not a curated record